This is a messenger RNA of Cuculus canorus (common cuckoo), 5617 nucleotides long. RefSeq names its product nucleobindin 2 (gene NUCB2). The record is from RefSeq and is a predicted model, not a curated record. The transcript has 13 exons. Bases 146 to 1513 code for a protein of 455 amino acids. Lineage: Eukaryota; Metazoa; Chordata; Aves; Cuculiformes; Cuculidae. Gene Ontology annotation, cellular component: extracellular exosome; endoplasmic reticulum-Golgi intermediate compartment. Gene Ontology annotation, molecular function: calcium ion binding.
CCGGCCAAUCGCCGCGGCGCGAGGGGCGGGACAUGUGCCCAUAGCAACGGCCGCCGUGCGGCUGUCGCAGCGCGCCGCGAGUCCCGGCAGGCCGUCCGCGUGUCCGUCCGCGCGCAGCAGCCGCCUCGGCCUCGCGCGCCCCAAGAUGAAGUGGCUAUCUGUCUUGCCCCAACAGUGUAUUUUGCUGAUGACAUGUAUCCUAGUGGCCUUGGAAGCUGUACCUAUAGACAUAGAUAAGACAAAAGUCAAAGGAGAAGGCCACGUUGAAGGAGAGAAGGUAGAAAAUCCAGAUACAGGACUUUAUUAUGAUGAAUAUCUCAGGCAAGUAAUAGAUGUCUUGGAAACAGAUAAGCAUUUCAGGGAGAAGCUCCAGACUGCUGAUAUAGAGGAAAUAAAGAGUGGAAAACUUAGCAGAGAACUUGAUUUAGUAAGCCACCAUGUGAGAACGCGGCUGGAUGAACUGAAAAGACAAGAGUUGGCAAGAUUAAGAAUGUUAAUUAAAGCUAAAAUGGAUUCUGUUCAAGACACAGGCAUAGACCAUCAGGCUCUCCUUAAACAGUUUGAGCACCUGAACCAUCAGAAUCCUGACACGUUUGAACCUAAAGACUUGGAUAUGUUGAUCAAAGCAGCUACAAGUGACCUGGAAAACUAUGAUAAGACGCGGCAUGAGGAGUUUAAGAAAUAUGAGAUGAUGAAAGAACAUGAGAGGAGAGAGUAUUUGAAAACAUUGGAUGAAGAAAAGAGGCAACGAGAAGAAUCCAAAUUUCAGGAGAUGAAGAAAAAACAUGGAGAUCACCCUAAAGUUCACCAUCCUGGAAGCAAAGAUCAACUGAAAGAGGUGUGGGAAGAAGCAGAUGGACUAGAUCCUAAUGAAUUUGACCCCAAAACAUUUUUCAAAUUGCACGAUGUCAAUAAUGAUGGGUUCCUGGAUGAGCAGGAGCUGGAGGCCCUAUUUACUAAAGAGCUAGAAAAAGUUUAUGAUCCCAAAAAUGAAGAGGAUGACAUGGUUGAAAUGGAAGAAGAAAGACUGAGAAUGAGAGAGCAUGUAAUGAAUGAGGUUGACAUCAACAAGGACCGGCUAGUGACUUUGGAAGAGUUCCUGCGGGCUACAGAGAAAAAAGAAUUUUUGGAGCCAGAUAGCUGGGAGACACUAGAUCAACAGCAGCUCUUCACUGAGGACGAGCUUAAGGAAUUUGAAAGUCACAUUUCCCAGCAGGAAGAUGAACUUAGAAAGAAGGCAGAAGAUCUUCAGAAGCAGAAAGAAGAGCUACAGAGGCAGCAUGACCAGCUUCAGGCUCAGAAACAAGAGCUUCAGCAGGUCGUAAAGCAGAUGGAACAAAAGAAACUACAGCAAGGAAAUCCUCCAGCAGGACCAGAUGGAGAACUAAAAUUCCAACCUCCUGGGGAACACAAAGUUGGAGAUGCACCAAAACAUCCUGCGGGAGGUGAUCAGCCUUUACCACCAGGACAUGUCCAAGAAACAGCUGCUAGAACUGAUGAAGUUCACCCUUAACCACUUGUGCCUCAAAUUUAUAGCGUCUUUAUUAUUUGGGGGGGUGGGGGCCAGGAAAUAAGAGUGAAACACGAACUCUCCACUUUCUUCCCUGAACUGUAAAAUCAUUUGGAAUGUUAGAGAUAUAGUAUUAAUCAGAUUUGAAUCGUAAAUUAAACUAUUUUUCUCUCCAGUGCAUCAGUCAGAAUUAACGAUGGGAUCAUUUAGCAGGUAUAAUGGAAGAGGGAAUUAAGGAAACUUAAUAGUAAAGUUUUUUAUGGCCAGGAGACUGAGCUGUUGGAACUCUUCUCUUACAAAAAGGGAGAAGAUGUCUGUUAUUCUGUGUUUAGGCAUGAAUAGAAAUCUUCUCAGAGAGAAAGCAAGGAACUGGCCUGAGUGUCAAGUUAGGUCUAGUUUUAUGCAGAAACUCUUUCCAGAAGUGCUGAGAAGCUAAACGUGGCAAAAUGAAAACCAUAGGUAAAGGCCUACCAUUUCCAGCACUACCAAACCCUUUCUUCUUGAAGACCAAAUAAAAAUCAAACUUCUAAUCCUUAAUCACAGAAAAUUUGCACUUUCUAAAAUCUAAACACAGCAAAGAAUUAUGUGGAAUGGUGAAUAUUGUUCACGUUUACAGAAGCCUAAGAAUUUCACUGUAAGCCUUCAAAAGGAAUACUGUACUUCUGGUGUAUUGAUCUGAACCAUCCUCCUUGUUGAGAUUAAUUCUUUGUAGCAGUUGAAUACUCGAGUGGCUCUUGGGGCAGUGCUUUUGUCCCUGUUUCUUUCAUCAGGUGCCAGCUGAUCUCAAAAUUUUGCAUAUUAGUAAGUAAGCUUUUUAUGUUGAUGGAAUUAUUGUGCAAAACAGAACAAGACUCUUUGUCUUUUUUCUGUACGGAUUGUCCUACCUCCUAUGAUAAUACUAGAUUUUUCGAAAUGCACAGUGUGCUUCAGAAAGCUCUUCUCACACAUGAACCUUUGACUUGUUAAGAAUCUCGCUAUUAACUCUUACUAAAGUCUCUCAGCAGUUGGUGUAAGUUUCUGAAGUGUCCUAAAACAGGGGUGCUACUUGAUUGUAUUAUUUUGGUAUUGAACCAGGAUAGGUCCCAAAUAUUGUAAGCCAAGAUUUUAGAAGAAUAAGUUGAUUUUCCUGUGGGUUUCACUAUACCAUCAGGAAGUUUUGUGAUAGUCCUUUCUUGUCAUUCAUUUCAAAGUAUCCUGAAGUGUAAACCCUGUUUGGGUUUAUUUUGCUUGGGUUUUUGUUUUUUUUUAAAACAAGAUGUUCUGAUCGUACAAUGCUGGCUUUGAACUGAUAGACACACACCUUGGCAAGCACUCUUUGCGUUUCCUUCCUGUUCUGUGGGUAGCUGUUGACAAUGUUAUUAAAGCAGGUCAUUUGGGUUUUGAGCAAAGAAACAGAGGCAAGCCUCUGUUACAGAAAGAUGUUUCUUUCAGAAUAAGACUUUUCUAUUUCUUUCAGAAUAAGAAUAUUUUAGGCAAAGUCAAAAAAAGACAGGAGGCAAUUACUAACAUUUUGUAUUAACAUUUGGGAAGUUUCUCACUCUGGAGAGCUGAUUGAUAGAAGCUAGGCAUAUUUCUUCCAUAUUUAAGGCUUCUUUCAUCAAACCUGAGCAUAUUCUUGUUCUCCACACAACAAAAUGAAGUCACUGCUGGAACAGAUUAAGUUUUUAUCUGUUUCAUCUUCAGAGUUGUCAUGUCGCAUUUCCUUCAUUUAUACUACUCAAACGAUUGGACUUCUUUUGCUGUUUUUUUUCUUUUUGUUGUUGUUGUUCUCUACACGAGGUGCUAACAAUUUAGUUUCCAAAAACAGUGUCUCCACUGUUUGUAAUUUCCAUGCAAUUCCAGCAUUGGUUUGAUUAUGUCUUUGUCAGGAGACUAAAAUACCUUUCAACAACUUCAUCUGUUUGCUAGGAGUUCCAGACAUAGUUACAGCUACAUCAAGACUAAUAGAGUUCCUCUGUGCACAGCCCUGGCUUUGGAAUUGUAUCCUGAUAAUGGGUAAUGGAGCGAGAAGGGAAACAAAGGGGGAAUUAUUCAAACGUUGUGAAAAAGGUGAGGGGAAUUUUCUUAUGUUCUCUUCAUCCCACCUGAAAGUUUACGGAGAAGAAACAGAAACAAACAGUCAGGAAUGUUUGUAGAGAAUUAAGGACUGAAACCUUUGGUGUGAAGGCAUUUCUACCAUAUGAAUAAUUCUUUCGUUCUACAUCUGCCUCCUUAUAUGUAAUGGUAUGCUUUGUAACGUGAUGCUCAAGCUUUGGUUUCAGUGGAGCCUCUUAUAUUUCCAUUGUAAGAUCCUUACUCUCCCAGCUGUUGCAGAUAGGUAUUCGAUCUCCAUUAUACCACUUGCUUUGAAACAUCCAGAGUUUUGUAAAGAUCCAUCGUAACUUGGGUGCUUAACUCAGGUUCUGCUUGCCACGGUGUAGUGAGUGUCGGUGGUGACUCUGAGGCAGCCAGAGUUUGAGAAGCCACUGUGAGAAGCCAGAGUUUUCAUUUGUCAUUGCAUUGUAAAUUAGCAUUAGCAGAAGUUCUUCGUUUUGCAUUUCAACUACCCAUUGAGGUGCGCUCCGUGUAAAGUGGUGCACAGCUUUCCUUCAAUUGCUGUCUGAUACCUAAAUGUUGUUCUUAUCAGUGUUAAUUUAAGUAGUAGCUUUGCAGUUUAGCAAUAUACUACAGACUUUCUGUUAAUUUUUUUUAGAACUGGAAACAGGCAGUUUUUUUAAAAUCUUAGAAUUGUUCAUCCAAUUUGUCUCUAAAAAUAAUCAGAGUUAAGUCAAACUGUCAAUUAUUUGCCCUAAAUUAUGUGAAAGUCAAAGCCUCAGUCCUCAAUAACGCUUAAGUUAUUGAACUCCUACUGAACACAUCUUAAUUUUUUUGCCUAGAUGUUUUUGAGAUGAGAGCCCAAAUUGCAACUUCAUGCUCAUCUACCCAAUUCAGAGUCUCAUAGACAGCAAGGACUGAGUGGGUGUUCUUUCAAAAGAUUGUCUGUUACAUCUGGUCUAUGAUGAAACAAGGUUCACCCAAUGCUGUCCAUCUUAUCUUCCUCUGUAGAGGAAGGGUAUUGUCCUUCAGGCCCAGGCUAAAGGAGGUCUCUGUCUGAGUGUAAUAAAGUCACCAAACUAUUUUUGUGUAUCAUUUCUGAAGUGUGAUUUAAUUAAGAAUUAUUUCCCUGUGAGGAACAUCUGCCUUAGAGGUUAUGCAGUGUGCUGAAGUCAUGCAUACACGUGAAAUAUUUAACUGAUGUGUUGCUUUUUAAUGUGUUUGGGUUUUAUGCUGAUGUCUUCUUUUAAUUGGAUUCUUUCUUCCAUAAAAGAGACAAAAAAUAUUACCCAAUAGAAGCAUGUUUCUGCCAUGAUACUGAUUUUGCAGGAGCUUUUUGAAGUUGAAAAAAAAAAUAUAAAACUAAGCUUACAGCUAAGCGUGGAAGUAGAAAGCUAUAAUCACAGAUAAAUAAAGGACAGGAAUAGCAUGGGCACCAGUGCUUUCACCUGUACUCCGCUUUUCAUUUAGGAGGCAAUGACAAGAAAUCCGUGUGUAACUUCUUACAGACACCAGUUCCAAGACAAAGCUGUAGAGAUUUGGGUUUGUACUUGGCUAGGAUUUUGGUAGGAGGAUGGAGGGGUAAGAUUUGGUUGAUGUACAAAUUCAUAUCCUUCAGUGCAGUAUAUGUAAAAAAAAAAAAGCCCCGCUCCAUACUUUGUAUAGAUUAGUUUUUAACUGGAUUAAACUGAAAUUCAGUACAGUGGAAGAUGUCAAGUGUUUUAUUUUAAGCAGGUGGAAAAGAGGUGGGUUUAGAUCUUGUCUAUUAGCCCAACUUUGUAUUUCUGCUUAGAGGCCCUUCCCCUUUUCCCUUUAAUUUUUGCUUUCUUUUCGUAAAAAAGAUACCUUUUUACUAAUUCCUUUUUGCGUAAGUAUCUUGUGUUAUUCUCUGGCUCCAGCUUCCUCACUGCAAUAGCUAUUCACUGAUUAGGUACUUGAAUGUUCAGUUUUCUGUAUUCAUAAAAAUACAAAAUCAACUAAUUAAAAAGCUACUUCUACUGCAUUACAAAACCUUGACAACCCCCCACACUUCCCUGACUUGUUCAAAUUAAAAACAACGAAGGUUUAGUAAUA